Spodoptera litura is the source of this 1367-nucleotide messenger RNA. RefSeq lists its product as uncharacterized. NCBI's taxonomy places the organism in Eukaryota, Metazoa, Arthropoda, Insecta, Lepidoptera, Noctuidae. The record is from RefSeq and is a predicted model, not a curated record. Gene Ontology annotation, biological process: transcription by RNA polymerase II; transcription initiation at RNA polymerase III promoter. Gene Ontology annotation, cellular component: nucleus.
UGUCACUGUCUGACUGUCAUAAUAAAAACAAACUCCAGCUCCAGGUGUGCUUUCUGUUUAAUUUUAGUAAACAAAUAAAAAUCUGUGCAGGCUGUAAAUUUUGCAGAACCAACAUGCACAGAAUAAGUACGCACUUAAGUCAGAAAAUAGCCGAGGAAGCACAGCUUCUAGCGGAAGAAAAAUGGAUUAUAGACGCACUGAGGAAACUCAAACAGCAACGAAAUAGUUUACAGAUUGAAAAACUACAUUUAGAAAAUCUAAGAGCAUCUGUUUUGAAUGAGGAACUGAAGAAUAGUUUAUCAUCAGCCCCAAGUACUGUUGUUGCUACAGUACCUUCUACUGCCACCUUAAUACAAACUAGUGUUGCUCCAACACCACAGAAUACAAAAAGUACAUUAUCAAGUAAUGCAACAGAUAAUAGUAAUGAGACUAGUCAGCCUGCAACUUCUAGGUCUCCUGUGCCAACUUCAGCAGAUAUUCAAAGCAUACCAAUGACACCUUCAGAGUUUGAUAUGCCUUUCAGCAACAUUGAUGAUGAGAUCUGCAAUACUGAAAAACUUAAUUUGUCUGUCACUGAUUCUGUGUUUGCUAAUAGAAAUAUGAAUCGGUCCGAUAUGGAAGAAGAUGAAGAGGACUUGGAGAAUGGUUUAGAAGAUGAUGAGGAUAUGGAGAACUGCUUGAUAGAAAUGAACAUGUUGAUGCAAUCUAAACAAUGAGAAGCUUGCUAGGAAGAGAUUCAAAGUGAUUCAUGAAACACCUUUGACAAGGUUUGGCUGCAGAAGGCAGAAUGUUUUUUAACAGCUAGGAAAUACAUAAAGUUAAUUGAAGGUGAGUGAGACACGGGCUCUUUGUGUAUAAAAUUAAAAUAAGUAAAACAUUUAAUUUGUGAUACUACUAAAGUAAUUAAACAAUAUAUUAUAUUAAGGUGUUAUAAUUUCAAAACCCACCAUAGAAUGAGGAAAAAAUAAAAAGAAAUAGUAUAUAUUAACAAAGAAUUUAAUAAAGUUUGUCUUACAUAUAUUUUACAUACAAUAAACCAUUAAUGUAUGCUAUAUACAAAUGUUCAUACAACAGUUAUAACAAAAAAUGUUUUUCGAGACCAAAUCGUAAUAUUUUUAUUGAAAUCAUUGCAAAUGGCACAUGUCCGAGAUGGGGGAAGCAUUUUUUUGAAGUAUUUAGUUAAUGAGACAUCACAGCUAACUGCUGGUAAAUCAAAAUUAAUUGUGUACACAUUAUGCGAUCAAAUGCUGCUAAGUUCAGUAGGCCAAGUACUUCCCAACAAAUUUUGGAAAUACUAGAAUGUUUUUAUAAUAACUAUCGUGAGACAUACUAAAUUAAGUAAAAACGCGGGUUACUCACGUGAAUAU